GCAGCUCAGUUUCUGCUUCCCGACAUCACUGCAGUUGCAAGCAAGCUAUCGUUCGCCACCAUGGUGCAGUGGUCAGCUGAAGAGAAGCAGCUCAUUACCAGCAUAUGGGGCAGGAUUAAUGUGGAGGAAGUUGGUGGGGAUGCCCUGGCCAGGCUGCUCAUCGUCUACCCCUGGACCCAGAGGUUCUUCUCCAACUUCGGGAACCUCUCCAGCCCCACCGCCAUCAUAAACAACCCCAAGGUGCGUGCCCAUGGCAAGAAGGUGCUCACCUCCUUCGGGGACGCCGUGAAGAACCUGGACAACGUCAAGGGCACGUUUGCCAAGCUGAGCGAGCUGCACUGCGACAAGCUGCAUGUGGACCCUGAAAACUUCCGGCUCCUGGGAGACAUCCUCAACAUUGUGCUGGCGGCCAACUUGGGCAAGGAGUUCACCCCCUCCUGCCAGGCCACCUGGCAGAAGCUGGUGGGGGUGGUGGCUCACGCGCUGGCCCGCAAGUACCACUAAGCCUUCGGACUGGGGGAAAUGCAUGCUGCCAAGAUCCUGCUUUCUUCUGCACUCCUCUGACCCUCUGAAAAUCCCCCUAGGGCUCUGCAUGGCUAUGACAGUUAAAUAAAAGCUUUUUGCUGAA
Alligator mississippiensis (American alligator) is the source of this 628-nucleotide messenger RNA. Its product is annotated as hemoglobin subunit beta. The record is from RefSeq and is a predicted model, not a curated record. Lineage: Eukaryota; Metazoa; Chordata; Crocodylia; Alligatoridae. Gene Ontology annotation, molecular function: haptoglobin binding; heme binding; oxygen binding. The transcript has 3 exons. Gene Ontology annotation, biological process: oxygen transport; hydrogen peroxide catabolic process. Gene Ontology annotation, cellular component: blood microparticle; hemoglobin complex; haptoglobin-hemoglobin complex. Bases 61 to 504 code for a protein of 147 amino acids.